Fragaria vesca subsp. vesca is the source of this 1357-nucleotide messenger RNA. Its product is annotated as putative F-box/LRR-repeat protein 23-like. Gene Ontology annotation, molecular function: protein binding. The record is from RefSeq and is a predicted model, not a curated record. Lineage: Eukaryota; Viridiplantae; Streptophyta; Magnoliopsida; Rosales; Rosaceae. The transcript has 2 exons. Bases 18 to 923 code for a protein of 301 amino acids.
AUGCUCAGAAGGUUUGCAUGAAGUGGCGCCAAAUCUGCAAGGACCCAAUUAUGUGGCACACCAUUGAUAUGCGAAAUCGUGGCUACGAGUGCUAUGACUUGGUUAAGAUGUGUUGCUAUGCAAUUGAUCGUAGCUGUGGUAAUUUGGUUGAUAUCAGUAUCGACCAUUUUGGCACCAAUCGGCUCCUCAAGUACAUCACUGACAGUUCAAGCAGAAUCAAACGCCUCCGACUAGCACUUUGCAAGAGAAUAUCAGAUGAAGGAUUGAUUGAAGUGGCUAAGAAACUUCCACUGCUGGAGGACCUUGAAAUUUCAUUAUGCCGACUCUCAAGCAAAUCUCUAGAAGUGGUUGGGUGCUCUUGCCCUCUUCUGAAAUCGUUUAAAUUGAAUCGGCUAACAGAUGCUGAAUAUGAUGAUGUCAUUGCUCAUACAAAGAAAAAUGAGGAAGCAUUUGCUAUUGCAAGAACAAUGCACGGUUUACACCACCUUCAGCUUUUUGGGAAUGAGCUGACUAAUGAGGGCUUGAAGGCAAUUCUUGAUGGUUGUCCUCAGCUCGAGUCACUGGACUUGCGAUAUUGUUAUAACCUUAAUCUGAAGGGUCCUUUGGGAAAAAGAUGUUCUGAGCAAAUAAAAAAGUUAUGGCUUCCUCGUGAUUCCUUUGCCGACUAUGACUUCCGUUUCACUGUUCGUGGUUAUGGCGGAUCCCCACGUAAGUUUGGUAUAUCUGACCUGAUUGGAUUUCCCAGAAUGGAUAAGGAUUACGAUGAAAAUGGCUAUGGUAUUUAUUGUGGUUUCUCCUCGGAUGAUAGUGAUUGGUAUGAUGAUUAUUACUCUAAACCUCCACUGGAAGACCUUCUUGGACUUGAUCAGGAAGAUAUGGAAUUUUUUGGACUUUGGGAAGGGAUGCAUAAGGGAUUAUUCUGACUAUUUUGAUGAUUUUGAUGAUUAUCCAGACUAUCUAAGUGAUGAUAUGGUCUUUUAGCAUUCGGAACUCCAGGAACAAAAAGCUUCAAGCAUCCAAGUGACGUUGAAUUUCUCUACAUAAGGCGUCGGUAGUUAUGGUGAUCUUAUUGCAUGUUUUUGGUCGAGAAAGGUCGAUUUACGAGGAACUUUUGCACUUUCCUCCUUGGGAAGCAGUUAUCACUUGAGAUCUUGUUUUGCAGCACGGCCUUUAUCAGACUUGGGUUCUUUUUUCAUCAUGCUAGGGUUCACGUUUAGCUCUUUUGGGACUUUUUUUUAUUUUUAUAUUCGUUAUUUUCUUGUAUGUGUCUUUGCUUUGUGAUAUUCUCAUAACUAUAUCUGCAUUUCUUUGCCGUGUAAUAAUUUUAUCAAUGGAGAUUUUUAUCACUGUUAGAUCU